Molecule: messenger RNA, 8754 nt
Organism: Schistosoma haematobium
Lineage: Eukaryota; Metazoa; Platyhelminthes; Trematoda; Strigeidida; Schistosomatidae
Gene: TTC40
Product: Cilia- and flagella-associated protein 46
Exons: 45
Coding region: 1-8754 (2917 amino acids)
Biological process (GO): axoneme assembly; cilium movement involved in cell motility
Source: RefSeq, a predicted model, not a curated record
AUGUCGGAAAGCGUACAAGAAUGUUUGCAUUUGUAUUUGGAAGAUAAAAACGGUAAAUCUCGCAUAAUAAUUUAUCUUUCAGUGACACAUGUCGAAAGAGCAUUCACGUUAUUGAAUUUAGCGUCCAACUCAUGGAAACCUGGGAAGAACUUUGCCUAUACAAGCCAUGAUAUAUUACAUUUGGCUGUAGUUGCUGCUGAGGCAAAGCUAAGCGGUACCGCCAUUUCUGUCAUUAAUGUUUUUGAGAGUGUUUUUGGUGGUAAUAAUGAAUUUUCAGAUCUAGUGUCAUUACUUUUCGCCGAAAUAUUGUUUCAAAAAAGUGAAUUUUCCAUUAGCACGAUAGGUCUGGCUAUGGGUCACGUUGAAAAAUCGAUUUACUUUGCCACUGAGAGUGAUCACCAAAUUAUUGUCAAUAACUUACUGAUUCUUUUAUACAAGUUUGUACGAAUGAAAGCAACAUUAUUCAAGAGAGCAGAAAUACCUCUAUUUUUAAGGCCGAAGUUAAAGUUGCUGAUGGAUAUGCAUAUUAAAGAUUACUCUUUUAUAUUACGUUUUGGAAUACUUCUUAUCGAAACAUUCAUACAAGUCGGAUCCAGAAAGGAAGCGAGCCAGUUGUUAGAUACGUUAGCUGGUGGUGUUGCUCGUCACGUUCCUGAACAAAUGGUUGAACUUCUUGCAACUGCCAGUGGGGGCAACCUAACGAGCGCUGAACGCUAUAUAAACUGGGCGCUUGGAGUGUAUAGUGGUAAUCAAACAGAAUUAUCCAUAAACCAGCCUACCAAAAGUUCUGUGUCUCAAGCAAAAGAGCGGAAUAUACCGAUGAGUGGACCAUUGGCACAUAGUUUAAUCAGCUUUGGAAUAGUACCCUCAAGUCGUCUAGCAAGGCUACGAGCAAGCACAAAAAAUCCAAGUGAACAAAGUGAAGAAUUUUUGAAAAUUCUACGACUGCUUGAAAUUCAAGAUGAAAACAACGAAUUACUAACGGAUAAACAAUUAGAGAAUAAAAUAUCAAACAUCGGAGAUUCACCAAUCGAUGAUACUAAUUAUAGUAGUAACAAUACUGAAAUGAUCAAUAACUCUGAGGAGAUCAUAGAUGAUGUGCUUUCUCCUAAGUUUUUAACCACUGAAACUCGAUUCAAAUUACUAGUGAGCUUGACACAGUUGGCUCUUGAUCGUGAUCUACUGCAUAUUUGCUUAAAAUGCAUCAAGCAAUGCGAGAGUAUUAUCGAGAAAGAAAAGUUAUCGAACAAAGAAUCAGCUUCAAUGAUGUUCCAUUUUCUUUCACUUGAAAUAAACACUCAAAACCUUGCGGUGAAGGUAGCCAAAACUUCUAAUCAGUACUUAUCAGUUCAUUAUCAUGGGAUGCAGAAGUGUUAUAAUUUAUUAGAACAAUGUUUAUCCUCUCCUACCUAUCAACCAGAAACAAUUAUUCAAGGUUGUCUUACUUUGUGGCGUUUAUGUUCACCACUGAUACAGCAUAAUUCACAGACUAGGCUAAAGACAUUUAAAAGUUUACAACUGAUCAACCAUCAUUUAACUAAACAAGAUAGUUUAUAUUUUCGUCUGAGAUGUGAAGUGCAUAUGAUGAUAGCCUAUUGUCAAGCUGAUAUGGAACAAAUCACCGAGGCUUUAGACAGUAUUGACAAGGCUAUGAAAUUUGACGAAACGGGAGAGUUUUUAUCUAGUUUAAAUUACUACAAAAAAUGUUUAUUAUUACGUUCAAACUUAUAUGAAAUACCAAAUGAACCAAUUGAACAAGCACGUCAAAUCAUUGAACGUCUUCAAAAUACUAAUAAUUUAUCAUCAACUGAAAUAAUAAAACUUUUAAAAUAUACAAAUUAUUUUAGUAAUAAUAAUAAUAAUAAUAAUAAUAAUAAUGGUAAUGAGCUUGAUGAAUAUAAAAGGAACAACUUUAAUGAUUUGUUGCAUCAUUGUGAAAUGAUUAGUGAAAAUGCUGAAUGUGAAAUAAAUGAAAAAUUACUUGUAUGGUUCGAUUUGAUCAAAUUAGCUAAGAAAUAUCAAAUAUGGGAUUUGUGUUCAACAUUUUGCCGAUUAUGUUUAGUAUUCGAUGAUGAUACCUACUGGAGUAUACUACUAAAAAAACUAGAGCAGUAUAGAACUACUCGAGUUAAACCUGUUAUUGGUUCAACAACCAACUUAAAAUCAACAGAUGCAAAUUUAACUACUCAAACAGCAUCCAAAACAGAGAUUCAAAAUCCAUUAAACAAAUCAAAGUCAAACCCACGUACCAUAACUAAUUAUCCAGAUAUUGUUACCAGUUUCGAAUUGAAAUUAUAUAGUGCAUUAUCUCAGAUAUAUUGUAUAUUUGCGGAAUGUUUAUGCGUCUUGUUACGUCAACAAAUGUGUGGUAUUCAAUUAGGUGGUAACUUAAACAAUCUAAACUCAUCCUGGUUCGAUACUUCUUUAUUGAUAAAUAAUGAUAGUGAUAAUCAUAAUCAAGAUGUCAGGAAAUCUAAAGAACAACGUGAAUAUAACUUGCAAUGGAAAAAUUACUGCGAAUGGUUUAGUUUUGUCAAUGAAGCUGCAUUAUCAGCAUUUCAACGUAGCGCUGUUUUAUCUGCAAGAAUAGUCGAUUCAAAUAAUUUACAUUCAUGUGCUGUAUGUGUAUGGAAUUACUGCCUUCCAACAAUAUGUCAGAAUGAUCAUCGUCAACUAACUACAACAUUUUCAGUGAUUCUAGAGAACGCCAAUAAAAUUGGAUCUAGUUGUUUACCACAUGAAUUGUAUAUUCAAAUGGCAACUAUACUUGCUCAUGGGUUGAUUCAACCUUGGCUACCGAAAUCAUUAAAAUCAACAUUUUUAGCUGAUGAGAAAAAUAAACCUGUACAACUUAACAUACAACAAAAAAGUCAAAAAGUGAUUCGAGGAAAGUCAGGCAAACCAAGUUUUUAUAUUGCACCGCCAGAAGGACAUCCUCACAUUAAAAAAGCAAUAGACUGUAAUGGUUUAUUUACUUUUAAUCAUUAUGUCAUUUGUCAUUGUCCAAAUUUGUUACUAAUUCUCCAAUCUAGUAUUGCUCAUAAAAUUGGACGUUAUGAUUUACUGGUCAUGUUAGCUGCAUUAUACUGGUCAUUAUUGAAUCAUUCAAUUUUGGCACCAUCAAACCAAAUCACUCAUGUUUUACAAAAAAUAGAAUCGUUUGCAAAGAAGGUUGAAAAUAUAACCAAAUGGUUAGGUCAGUGUAUAAAAACUGAAGUCAGGAACGAGUUAGCAGCUCAAAUUCGAAAUAGUGAAAAUAAACAAGAUUUAACUACAGAGUUUUCUACUUUGAAAUUGGAAUCUAUUCUAAUGGAUUCCGUCAAGUGUACAAAAGAAGUUUCAAGUUUAUAUGAAACAGUAAUCAUUCCAUACCCUACAGUAAAUCAAUUUGAAAUGGAUUUGCAGUUAAGAGUUGAUAUGUAUAAAGCUUUAUACAAUGUUUAUUCAGAACAGGGCAAUUUUACAGAAGCAUUAAGUGUGCUGGCCAAAGCUACAACUAGCUUACCGCGUACCAAACACAGAAUGUCAUUGUUUCGUCAACUCGUAGUUACAAAAGCUAAAUUAGGUCAGUCAAUAGAAUUGGAUAUGCAAAAAUUCACAUCAGAACCGGAAUAUUUACAAGCACAAAUAUGGAUAGAAAUUGCUUAUGCUAGCUCAAAUAUCAACGUCCAAUUGAUGGCAUUCAAACAGUCGGUUAAUGCUAUAAAAAGUCCCGAUUAUUGGGUGUUAAAGUCUGAUCUCUUGUUACAGUUUGCUCAAUGGUUAUUUGCCCAUGGAUAUGAUAUGCCUACAUGUAUAAGUUUAGCUGAAGAAGCUGUGGAUAUAUUAAAUGAUUUAUAUAAAAAGAAUUAUGAUUUAGAUCAGUACAAAGAAACGAAGUAUAGUCAACUUAUAUUUCAUUCAGAGAAUGUUCAAUAUUUAGAUAUUUUAAUGAGAGCAUGUGUUUUAUUAGCGGAGUUUUGGGAUGCAAACAAUACAAAUAUUGAACAAGAGCAUGAUCUUCAUUCAAUGGAUUAUUUAAUUAUUGGUGUUAAUUGUGUUAAAACUAUUUUAAAUCUUGCUGUCUCAUCAGUUACUGAAAGCCCACGUUUGGACCAAAAAUCGCCGAAAAGUCCUCGAUCUACUUCAGUUAAAGUAAGAUCAAAAUCGAACGAAGCAACUGGUAGUGAAACUAAUCGUGGAAAACAAAGUUGUAACCCUAAUUAUAAGAAAAUAAUACCUGAUACAAUCAUUGAAUGGUCUACUUAUGAAUUAUCGGAUGAUAUUUUACAAGCUUGGCAGAGAAAUUAUACAGAAUAUCAAAGGAAAUCAACAAAUUUGAACGAAUUUGAUUUAGAAAAUGGAAAUUCCUCUGGACUCAUGGAUAUAUUUUCCGUGAAAAAACAAAUUAAUCCACUGACAAUUCGUUAUCCUCUUGUAACUAUGGCAUGUUUGGACCGUCUGUUGGAUUUGAUUACUGAAAUGGGUCCAGGUCAACUUGGCUAUCCGAUUUUAGUUUUUCAAGACGGUCUUGUUCGCAGUUGGGAGAGAUAUGAUAAAUCGUCUUCGUUUGCAAAUUGUACUUGUAUUAGAAAACUUAUUCACUUGAAGUCAGUGGAACUCUCCUGUUGCUUGGGUUUAUCAUCCGGAGUAACCAAUCAUCAAAAUAAAUUAAAUUCUUUAUUGCCCAGUGAACAAGAAAUAGCUGAUGCAUAUACACUAUUAAAAACAAAUCCAACUGACCCAUAUAUAAAAGAUUUAAUUAAAAGUUGGAUUCAUUUAGGCGACCGAUUAGCCCGUAUAGGUCAAUGUUCUCAUGCACGUAUAUUUUUGAGUAUAUCUGAACAAUUUAUCCUACAUCAUAACGAUCAAAUGAAAUAUUGGUUGCUUGCUAGAGCAAGAUUAGCUCUAGUUGAAGGUCAAUAUAAAUUAUCUCGAUCAUUAAUUUCGAAAAUAUUUGAAUUUAAUAUAGAAGAUGAAUCCUUUUGGUUUGAUUGUCUAUCAAUAAGGAUUGAUACUUUAUGUUAUGAUCCUAAUCUAACAAUACAUAAUUUCAAUUUAUCCGAAAUAAAUGAUAAACAAGAUUUCAUGAAUUGCACUUCAUGUCCUUUACAUUAUGGAAUACAAACAGCUAUAAAAGAAAUUGAUUUAGCAAUAAAUGAUUUACAGAAAAGAAAAGAAAAUUUUAAAUCUAGAAAUGGUUGGUUUGAUAAAUUACAAGGAAUACUUCUAUCAAAAAAAGCUCAAUUAAUUACUAGGAUUGAUGAAAUGAAUUAUCAUUAUUGUACAAUAUUCAAUUCAUCGGAUAAAUCGUUAACGUGUGAUUUACCAACACGUCCAAUAAAUUUACUGAUUAAUCCGAAUGGUGCCCCAAAGUUAUUUGAAGAAGUCAUUUGUCUUUUGACUUCAAAUAAACGAAAUGCUCUUAGAUUAGGCUGGAUGCCAUUACUAGCCUACUGGGUUAGAGGAUUCAAACAUGAAGUAAACUCACACAUCACAAAACUACGCACUAAAUCAUGUCAUCCAUCUACUCUCUGUAAUUCAUUCGAAACUACUUUAACUAUUGCACGUCAGUGUUUAAACUUUGCUUAUGAAACUGUCAAAUUGGCUGAAUCUUUUAGUACCCUAGACGAACUGAAAGGAUGCAGUUUACCAGUUCAUAGAGAUUUAAUUGAAAUCAAAUUUAUGCUGAUAACUGUUCUACUUGAUAUGAUGAAAUUACAUGUAAUCUAUAUGAGAACAAAACUUCAAGAGAAUACUUUAGAAAAUCCAUUAUAUUGUGCUGUCGAAAAUUAUAUCAGUGAAAAUUCUUCAAAUAAUUUAAUAGAAUUGUCGAAUAAAUGUGGUCAGUCUGAACAACAAAUAUGGGAUCGUUCUAUUGUAUAUGCAUUCGAUGAAGUAUGCUCUUUAUUAUCGGAUAUAUUUAACGUGAGUGAUAAACAACCUCAUCUACUUGCAAAGUGUUACUUUUACUUCGGUGAAUCAGUUUACUUAAAAGGUCAACUAAUAUUACCGGAUCUUCAAGAUAACUGGAGUCCGGAGAGCAAUGAUAAUGAAGUAGUUAACUUUCAACCAAUCAUCCAAAAUAGUACAUUUAUUCAAGAGAUGACAAAACAAAAUUUGGAAGAUAUUACCUUACAUUCAGGUUUUCGUUGGAGAACUCAUACUGAUGUGCUCAGUGACAUGAAAACUUACAAUUCAGUAAUGGAUCUAUUCUCACAAGCUUCAUCAUUAUUUAUUAUAUGCUUGAAAAUCUGUCUUGCUCAAAAUUUCAUGGGUCUAGCACGUCAAGUUACUGAAUCUCUACUGAAUUUACUUGGCGGAUGUCAUGAGAGUGUUUCUACAUUAACACAAGAUUUACUAAUUGGAUACCAAAGUUGUUCAACAGCUGUUCGAUUGCGAACUCAUUUCUGGCUAACAAUAUUAGCAUAUGAUGCACGUAAAUGUUCUGGAGGUAGUCAGUGCAAUUUGAAUGUAGAAAAUGAAUAUUCUGAUAGAUCUAUAUUAAAUGCUUCAGAAGCACUUGUUCGUCAGUUAAUGUGGUCUUCUCCAUCUUGUACAUAUGACGAUGACAGUUUAUUCACUACAUUUGGAUUUUGCUCAACCACAGAGCCUUCAUCUUAUCCUGAAGCAUUAGCUUGGAUAACAGGACUUAAAUCUAAUCUAAUUUCUAAUCGCCUACGUUCCGUCGGAGGUUUAUGUAGUGGAUCAGAAGAUCAUAGUAUAUCAGCUAGUCCAUGGAUACCAGUGAUUUUACGAACUUUAACGUCACAAUCACAAGCAUGGAGAGUAACUGAAGUGAAUUCUUCUAUAAUUUUUGAUUCUAGUAAAGUUCUUCAAUCAACUCUAAGUUCACUACCUGGAUCUAAUUUACAAAUAACUAAAAGCUGGAAUCUUCUUAUUAUGGAACAUUCAAUUAACUCACACUUUUUAUAUGUUGCUAUACCUAAACCUAUGAACAGGGCUGUGUCGAAUCGAGAUCAUCGGAGCAGUAUACCAGCCAACAAAAGUGCAAAUAAAGGCACUUUUCAGUACACUUUCCUUAGAAUAGAAACUGAUCCAAUCUCAAAAUGUCAGUUGAUUUACUCAUGGAAAAAAUGUUUAAAUCAUUUGGAUGAACAAUUAAAAAAAGCUGCAAAUAUUAAAAGUAAUAACAGUAAUUUAUUUAAACAAAUAACAAAUCAAAUUUUAAAAAUAAAAAGUGAUUUGUUUCAAAACUCAAUUGAAGAUAUUCAAUUAUUCAAUUAUUUAAAUCCAGUAUUUGAAAUAUUAUUAAAAUAUUGGUUACCAGAACCAGAUUCAAAUAAUAAUCAAAAUAAACUUAACGACAAAUUAAAUAAUAAUAAUAAUAAUAAUAAUCCAAGUGGGAUCGUUUGCCAGAUCAAUAAACUAAAUCAAUUAUCUUAUCAAUUAGAACAAUAUUUAAAUAAUCAAUCCGAUCUUUCAAAAGAUGGUUUAUUAAUUAUUUCCGAUUUUUGGUUAAAUGAAUUACCAUUAGAAUUUUACAUUAUGAAUAUAUUAUUUAAUAAUAUAAGUAGUAAUAAUUAUAUAAUAAUUAGAAGGCAUAGUUCAAUAAUACAAAAAAAUUCAACUCAUACAAUAGUAACACCAAACUCUAUGAAACAAAAUAACUCACCACUUUUAAAAAAAAGAAAUAACACAAUGAUACCAUUUAGUUGGUUGACAAGAGAAUUCAGUGUACAAUUACUUCAUGCACGUUUAACAGGCCAUCAGAACACACACAAAACCGAUGACUUAUCGGAUAACACACAUGAACAAAGUGUACAACAUAAAACUUCAAGGAAACCAGAAACUACCCGUGGAAUUAGUCUCCAUCCUCUAUUACGUGAUGUUGGAUCAAAACAACCACCAUUACAGUCCUGCAAACAGCAAAAUACAGGAUGUUUACUAAUCGACACAACAUAUAUACGUUACUUGAUUGAUCCAUUUAUGGACACUGAUAUUAUUACUUCUAUUAACUCCAGUAAUGUUUCAGAACAAGCCGAUAAUAAUAACCGAAAUGAUUUCUCUCGUGAUACAAAUUUACAAAAUGACACAGUAGUCAUUAAUUAUUCAUUUAAAAAUCAUUUCCAAUUAUUGCUGAAAGAACCAAUAACACGUAGUCAGCAAUUCACUUCACGUUGGAUUGGAUUAGUAGGUGAUAGUGAACUUGGUAAAGUACCAUCAGAAGAAGAAUUAUUAGUAUUUUUAAAUGAAGGAGUCAGUGGAUUAAUCAGUCAUAUUUCAGAAAAUUUCCUUUCUUAUUCGCCUCCAUCUACAUUUAUUAAUUUAUCAAUUCCUAAUUGCCAUUUAAUAUGUCUUCUGGAUAAAAUUUACACAAGAACUAGCCGCCUUAGACAGAUUAAACUUAAUGCUCACAAAACGAUAACGGAAUAUGAACUAGAACAACCACUGUCUACAGCUAUCAUUUCCACAUUAGUUGGGUCACGUUCUACAAUCCUGCUCCAAUGGUCUACGCGACUACAUUGGAAUCAGUUUAGAAUGGGAAAAUUGAUAAAACAUUUAUUAGAUCACCUUUAUCCAAUUGGACAAUCAACUUUAUUGAUACAAUAUGAACUUUUCAAAAUGGAAUUAGAUAAUUAUUUGGAUCGUUUAAAGCAAAUUAUUGAAGAUAAAAAUAAUCAGCUGUUGGAACGGAAAUCAAUCAAUGAAAUCGAUUAUCAAUUUGAUGAUCAAUAUAAACAUUUAGAAAUCCCAACAUUAGAACCAUUUAAUAUGGUUAUUUAUGGACUUCCAAAUAUUUCAUUCGCUUAG